GUCUCUUUAUUGGAACUGCUAACAACUCAUUAACAUCUGAAAUGUGACAAGGGGCCCUAACUAAACACUGCUUUAUUGUUAGGGGAAACAAGCCAAAAAAGUUGGGAAACGCUAGUUAAAUCUUUUACAAAGUGUAAAAGGUUUAAAAAUAUAAAAUGUUAAUCUGCAAAGUGACGUGUGACUAAAGCUGUUAAAUAAAUGUAGAUGAGUAAAAUGUACAACAUAUCAUGCAGAAUUAUAAAGUAGCAUAAAAUGGAAAGUCUUAAAAUCAUAGUCAAGUACAAUACUGUAAAAUGUACUUGGUAAAUGUACGUAGUUACUUGAGUGUCAAAUAAAUAAGUACUGAGUCUAAUAUAAUCUAAUGUUCAGAUGAGUGUAACACACUUAGGUGUAGAGUGAGGAGUGCAUGAAGGCACUAACCGAUACUGAGUAUGUGUAAAGUCUAUGAUCCAGAUCUAUCUUAUCUAUUUAAGAUACUGUAGGGAAUGCCUAUGCAUCUGAUGAUGAUAAAUAAAAUGCACUUCUUAACUCCAUGGACUGAAGUCCACCUUGAACACCUCAAGUAUUGUUUAAAACCUUAUCAUCCAUUUUACAAAAGGUCAUUUUGUGGACUGGAUUACCUGGCCUGACUCCACUUGAAGACGGAGGUGGGCAGGUGUCAAGGAACAUGUUUGGGUGGGGAUUGUAUUGAUAUAAUGAAUCUUAGUAACCUUCACCUUAAAAGUUUUAUGACUUGUAAUGCAAUUCCAGGUUUAGUGUACUAGCUGCUGGUUAUAAAUAACAACAACACCUCGCAGUGCCUUCGGCUUUAAUCUGUAGACUGCGUCAGGCACAGCUGCAGGUUCUCUAGGUGUAGAGUGUCUGUGAAAAUCAUCCUGGGACAGAAAUCUCUAAUAGGCAAAAGUCAGAGACUAGCAACAAUGGGAGUAGAGAAAAUGGAAAUGGAAGACACCGGCUCUACUUUGAUGGAGAAGAGCAAGAAGCCACCUGUGUCCAAACCUCCCAACAAAUAUGAGACACUGUUCCAGCCCUGCCUGGCUGAGAUAGUGGGGACCAUGUUCUUUGUUUUCAUUGGCUGCGUGUCUGUCAUCGAGAAUGUGCCAGCAGCUGGACGGCUGCAGCCAGCCCUGGUGCAUGGACUGGCUGUGGCAGUGAUGGUGGCGGUCAUGGAUAACAUCAGUGGCUCCCAUUUCAACCCUCCCUUCACUAUUGCCAUCUACCUGUGUGGAGGCAUGGAGUUAAUGAUGGUGGGACCCUACAUCAUCAGCCAGCUGAUUGGAGGGGUGUUGGGAGCUGGAAUGUCCAAGCUGAUGACCCCCGCAGAACGCUACUUAAACGCCACAGGAGCUGCGUUUGAUAUCCUCAAGUCACAAAGCCAGCUGUCUGGAGCCAUCUUUGGAGAGGUGGCCAUGACCUGCUUGGUCACCAUGGUGGUGCUGCUGGUGGCGGUGAACGGAAAGACGAAAACCCCGCUGGCUCCUUUCCUGGUGGGCUGUACCGUCAUCAUUAACGUCCUGGCAGGGGGUGAUGUAUCAGGAACGUGUCUGAACCCGGCCAGGGCUUUUGGUCCAGCCCUGAUGACCAACCACUGGACAUAUCACUGGGUUUACUGGGUGGGCCCCAUAGGAGGAGGUCUUGUGGCCGCUGCUCUGCUCAGGCUCAUUCUCGGUGAUGAUAAGUUACGAGUCGUUAUGAAAUCCUAACAGUCUCUUUUGUGCGUUUAUUACCAUCCAUGGGACAACAUAAACCUAUAAACAUUGAAUGUCUCGGCAUGUGAGUGGAUACUUUUGAUCAUGUCAUAAUGCCAUGAGGUCAGCUUGAUGCUGAAGUUUUCUUUUUCAUGUAAAACUAUGGGAUAACUGUGUGGAUUUGUCAGGAUGAAAUAAAGAUUAAAAAACAUAGAGAAGAUCUCUUUAUUUGUUCCCAUGCCUAUAAAAAAACUAAAAACUAGGCCUAUAUGUCGGUAGACAUCAUAGGCUACUAUUUCCUGUGCAUGUAUGUUGUGAUAACGCAUUUCAAGAGACAAAAAAAGGACACAGUAGUCUCAAUUUUUGGCGGCAUGCUGUUUAUUAUUUAAUUUUUCGCCAUGAGUUACAUGGUCAAGAGCGGCAGACCGCAUUAUACGUUGCGGACAGCUUAGCGGUAUCUCUCAGACAGAGCCAGAGCCAGGGCGCUCAGGAAUUUAUCGAAGCUGACGUGGACCUCAGGGGGGAACUCCUUGGGGAACUGACAGGCGAUCA
Molecule: messenger RNA, 2240 nt
Organism: Micropterus salmoides (largemouth bass)
Lineage: Eukaryota; Metazoa; Chordata; Actinopteri; Centrarchiformes; Centrarchidae
Gene: aqp8a.2
Product: aquaporin 8a, tandem duplicate 2
Exons: 5
Coding region: 921-1703 (260 amino acids)
Biological process (GO): transmembrane transport; water transport
Cellular component (GO): plasma membrane
Molecular function (GO): water channel activity
Source: RefSeq, a predicted model, not a curated record